AUGUCAACUACAUAUAAAUCACCAAGAAAAAAACUUCCUUCUGGAGUAAAAACAACCAGUGAAAUAAUUCUUGACAUUACAUCAGGUUUAUCAAGAACAUUAUUAAAUAUAGAUUCACUGUAUAAAGAUUUUAUGCAACCUGAAAGUAUAGGUUAUUUUUCUGAGAAACAUAAUUUUCUCAAUCAAUUUAUAGUAAAAUUAGGAUGGUUUUGGACUUUAUCAUUAACGAUACCUUUUGUUUAUAUUAUUUCUCAUACAAAUCAUAGUGGUAAUUAUCAAUUUAUUAUAAAAGAUUUAUUUGGUCUAAUAUUUGCAACAAUUUCAUGGUAUAUUUGUACUGAAUAUUUUAUUUGGCAUGAAAAACAAACUGGAAUAUGUAAAAUUGAAAAUAAUUUUAAAAAAUCUAUUGGUCGAGAGAUUUGUCAUACUUCUGGUGGAAUUUGGAUUAAUGGAUUUGAUAUUUCAGGACAUUGUUUUUUGAUGAUUUAUUCAAGUUUGAUAUUAAGUGAAGAAGGUAAAAGAUAUAAAUGGUGGUUACGUACAGAAACUAGGGAUAAAAAAAAGAUAACUCAAAUAUUAUUUAGUUUAAUGGGAUUAUUAGAUUUAAUAUGGAUAUUUCAAUUAAUUAUAACCUCAUUAUAUUAUCAUACAACAUCACACAAAUUUUUUGGAGCACUUUUUGGUGUUGGAUGUUGGUUUUUAACUCAUGGUAUGUCUCAUUUUGGAAGAAUUCUAAAAGGUAUCAAUAAAAUGAUUGAUUAUAAUCCAAGAAGAGUCAAAAGUAAUAAUGAAAAGAAUAGAAAAACCAGAUGA
Molecule: messenger RNA, 813 nt
Organism: Strongyloides ratti
Lineage: Eukaryota; Metazoa; Nematoda; Chromadorea; Rhabditida; Strongyloididae
Product: Fat storage-inducing transmembrane protein 2
Exons: 3
Coding region: 1-813 (270 amino acids)
Biological process (GO): phospholipid biosynthetic process; lipid storage; lipid droplet organization
Cellular component (GO): endoplasmic reticulum membrane
Source: RefSeq, a predicted model, not a curated record